This is a messenger RNA of Triticum aestivum (bread wheat), 888 nucleotides long. Its product is annotated as glycine-rich cell wall structural protein 2. The record is from RefSeq and is a predicted model, not a curated record. The transcript has a single exon. Lineage: Eukaryota; Viridiplantae; Streptophyta; Magnoliopsida; Poales; Poaceae. Bases 140 to 631 code for a protein of 163 amino acids.
UCGGAUCUACAACGCGAAUGUGGUUUUGCAACUCACACCCACAAGCGGCGUCAAGGUUCUACUCUUCUUCAGUGCGCAGCCCUAAGUGUGACUCCAUCUCUGCAAUCUGCGCUGCGCGUGCGACGUCGAAGACAUCGACAUGGACGCGCCGAGGGGUACCCCGCCGGGGCGGGCACGGGCGCCGCCACCCGGAUGGAUCGGCGAUUCUGGGUCCGGGCAGGGCUCUGGACCCGACGGCUCCUGGAGGUACGGCUGGGAGUGGGCUUCAGGGCCUGGAGGCGGCUGGGGCUACGGCCACAGCUCAGAGCAGAGCCCAGGCGGCGCCGCGUUUGGGUUCGGCUACGGCAGCGGCGGUGGUGGAGGAGGAGGAGGCGGAGGGGGGAGCGGACGUGGAGGCUUCGGGUUCGGCAGGCUCGGCGGCCACGCCGGCGGGUUCGGCUGGGGUGUCGGGCCCGGCGGCCAUGCUGGCGACUGGAGCGGCGGCCAUGCUGGCGGCUGGGGCAGCGGGAGCGGCGGCUGGGGAGCAGGCGGUGGGGCCUUUGGAGGCGGCCACGGCGGCUGGGGCGCGCGCGCAGGGUUCCGCGGCGGGAGCCAACGGCCACCGCGCGGAGGACGCGGCGGCGGCAAUUGACUUGGGGUCUGUAUGCUACGGCGUGGUGAGAUCACUGCUGGAGUAUAGUAGGAGCAGUUGAUCUGGGUCCUCAGGUCUGGGAGGAUGAUGUGGUUUGUUCAACUCUGUCUAUCUGCAUGUGUUAAAAUUUCAGUGCGAGCCGUGAUGAUCGUAGCACGAUCUGGAUCCUGGGUCUUGUAAUGAUACUGUGGAUCACUUUGCAUGUACAAGUGUUCAAUUUCAGUAUAACAGAAAUGGUUAUGUUUACAUAAUCAACA